Molecule: messenger RNA, 3042 nt
Organism: Cladophialophora carrionii CBS 160.54
Lineage: Eukaryota; Fungi; Ascomycota; Eurotiomycetes; Chaetothyriales; Herpotrichiellaceae
Exons: 2
Coding region: 1-3042 (1013 amino acids)
Source: RefSeq, a predicted model, not a curated record
AUGGUCACCCUUCGCAGUCAGCGGACCUUUCUUGGUCUUCAUUCCGGCUCUCCAAUGCUUCGACCCGGCCACCGUCCGCUGCCGGGCCAUCGAGCAUCUUCCCCUGCCUUCAGUGACGCCUAUCCGUACAGAGGCGGCCCGAGACACGGUUACCCAAGAGUUGGCAGUGUCGAUACGGUGGCAUCGUCUCCUGCCUUGACGUAUCAUCGGCGCCCUGGCUUACCUGGAUACCGUCCCGAGCUAAACAACUCUUUCUCCUCGUCCAUUCGCUUGCCGUCUCCCGCCGUCUCGUUCGUCAAUGGUCUCCCUGGCAAUGGGUAUCCGACCCAAAGAACAACUACUCCCAUGUCGACUUCUCUACAAAGUCUUCGCCCCGCUUGGAAUCACAGUGCAGCCUCGUUUAGAGGCCUCACCAAGUCGCCCACAGAGUCAACAGCACCUCCCUAUUAUGACUACUCAGAGUCAUUCCUAGAAGAGGACUGCUUCUCGUCGCCAGACGAUCCUUCUGCAGCGAAUCUGCCCUUCAACAUGGACCAGACAAUCAUGGAGGACGAUGAUAUCCCCGAACGCCGACAGGCGCAGUCACCCUUUGGCACUAUGCCUGGUUCAGCCUUUCGGCCCUUGGAAUUGCCGACCUCGCACAAUCGCCGUCCCAGUGAGAACUCGAAGCAUUCGAAGUACAGCUACACAGGUGUUAUUCCGCCUCGGCAGUCGAGCCUUGGAGCGACCACGGGUCACAAGAGAGGUACAUCACGCACACCCGCAAGCCAAGAGGUUAUCACCAGGUCUGCCACUACUGACCAAGUGGCACGAUCCAAGUAUGAGAAUCCACAAGCAUCUACCGCUUCCCGUCGAGCAUCGCAUUCGACCCACUCAAGUGCAUUUUUCCCCAAUGCUUGCCGGAGCCCGCGAGACCUCACGACUCUUGCUGCUCGAGUCCAUUCACCGGUGUUCGAUGAGAAGCCUUCAAUCUCGGGAUUGUUGGAGUACGGAAAUCCAAAGCGUGACUCCGGCAGGAGAAAAGCUUUCAGCGAUGGCCAGCAAAUUCGAGCUCAAUGGCAGCUUCCGUCUUUCAGUUUUCGACCGCUCUCUUUCGGGACAUACUCACCUGGGCUCAAAGAAAGGCCAAAGACGUCCGGUGAUGUCCGUUCCAAAGACGGCCCCGACAUUCUAUCCCCCAUGCCUGAGCGGCCCAUGUCAUCGCAAAGCCGAAAGCGCUUUAGUCGCAUCCUGGAAAUCUCUGACAGCUACGUGACGGACCAAGGCAAGCCUCCUUAUACUCCUCAAACAUCUUCGAGGCUUGAUGCAGUCGAAGAGCACCCGGACUUGCAAAGCCUCGAAAGGUCCUUGUCCUCGCCCUCAGAAUUUGAGUCAAGACUUAACGCGGUCAAUCAGGAGCGCCGAGAGCAAGAGCAUGCUGCGGAGCAUGCCUCUCCAAGCGCGAACGCAGAUACGAGUCAGAUCACCAUGCAGGAAAGGUCAACUAUUGAGUCUCUCCUUGACAGGCACAUCGAAUGCUUGGGUCUCAACGAAAGUGGCGACGACGUUGAAGAAGGCCCUUUCGAAGGCGCCGACGCCCUCGCGCAUUCGGAUCCUGCUCCCAAAAGUAGCGGAGAGAGCACAAUCAAGCCAAGUCCCGUCGUCCAGCAGGCUCUACCACAGUGGAACUUCAGACCAACGACAUCGAGCUCAACGAUCCAGCAUUCCAGUCUGGCGAGUUCGGAACGACGUCGCCUCAUACCUCGACGGCUGUUCGCCAGUAUGGACGCCAGAUUGCCACCAGGAGCGGUGCUCGCAGACAUCCAGGGCCCCUGCACGUCCAAUCCUACGUCUACCAUUUCCGACCUUCAGCCGCGCCUUUCAGGCUGGCAGACACUUCCUUCCACCAGUGGACUGGUGACCUCCGAUUCUGCCAGAUCUACGGCAAAAGCUUCGUUGGCUUCAGGUGACAUAGCGGACAUUGAUUCGGAUCCUCCAAAUGCAAGAUUUAAGAUCCGAAGAGUGUCGGAACUUAGUCUGAGUCCCGAGACAGUAAGCAGUCCGCGCAACGGCCGAGCAUCACAACCUCACCGGCGUUCGAAGAGUGACAUGCUUGCCAGACAGAUGUCACACCGGCGCCGGCGGGCUCGGAUAUUGAUAAAGGCCAAAAGAAAGUCGCAAAGUCUGGGACAGCUCGCCAACCUGGCUCAGGAGGAUCAGGUUGAUGGGUUGAUGGAAGAUGUCGGACACUCAGAAGACUGGGUCACGGAAGACUCUCCUGAGAAAAACAGCCAGACUUCGCCCGUCGCUGGGUAUGCAGAACUGAGCGCAGACUCUGUCGCGGUACAACCCCCGACCAUACUCUCCGCGGAAGCGAGCGUCCUCGUUCCAAUUUCUGCGCCUCGGAGAUGGACCAGCAUGCUAGCUGCAAUGCCCAAUCCUGUGAAGAAGAGCAUAGAGAUUGUGCGAAAGGCUUCUGUGCGCACCAUUCAGUCACAGCGAAGUAAUACCAGUGUGAUUGAGCCAGUCAACAGCACGCGAUUCAGUGCCCAGAUCUCGCGGUUGGGCUCGGUUCCUCAACUCGCACCUCCAGAAUUCGGCCCUCCGCUCACAUCAUCGGACCUGAACCUUAGUCUUCGAUUUCCAGGUCCGCCACAAGUGUAUCGGCCACCCUUGCGCCAAGUGCAGAGUUUCUUUUCUGACGACAGCUCGGCGGCGCUCGCUCACAAGCGACCAAGUACUCUCAAGAAACGGUUUGACCUUCCCAGCUUUCGUAGCGGUUUCACCAAGUCCACCGGGCUGAUCGGGACUCGGCAUAGUUCCACUCCAAGAGGGACGAAUACUCUCCAAACAAGUGCUUCGUACCGAGUGCGUGACCGAGAAUCAGUUGAGUACCGGCAUGAAGCAUUCGGAGACACCGUACCCAUGUCGGAUUUUGCAUACAAGAAGCGCAAAGUCCUUGGCAGGCUGAAGGAAUGGUGGAAACGGCAGUGCAUGCAAAAGACCUUGGACCUGGUCAGAAAGAAGAGCGGUCGAAAUAUGCAGCACGCAGCUUGGGCAUAG